GGGGGGGAAUUCAGCCGAGAAGCAUAUUGGUGAUGAAGGGAAGACGUGCAUGGUUCUAAAGCCCAGAGUCGGAGCAGCAUUCCCAGAUCGCUUUCCCUGCUCGACAGCUGCGCGCAAAGCCAGUGGAGAAAGAGGAGAGCCACUCGCUUCACCGGAACGGACCUACUAGCCUCCGAAGAGCUGGAACCUUGCACGUCUGAAACGACUGAUUUAGCUAGGGGGACGUGGCUCAAGAAGAGGAAGAGGAAAAGGAAGAAGAACACGGAAAAUACGCCUGGGGAAAUAACUGAAGGAGCAGCUUCCCCCGUCCUCCUUCUCCUCCUCCCACCUCCCCCUCCCUCAGAAAAACCCACAACACGGAGAAAAAUAGGUGUCAGCUGAUUAAUGUUACAGUUCUGGAGACCAAAGUGAACUGUAAAGAAAUAAAGCCUCACGUGAAACAGGCGAGUGCAUGGCGUGGGUAAGGCCGGUGCAGCCGGGGACGUCCACCUUCCUCUGGUUGAUCCUGCUUACUGCUGGAGUAAUAUUUUUAAAUGUUGAAGCUGGAUCCACAGAAGCUCCUUCUUUGGGAAGCCAAAAUGCAUCUUGCGGUGGAGAUUAUGAGUGCAAGGAAGGCAUCAUCUUGCCAAUCUGGUACCCAGAGGACCCUUCUUUGGGUGAUAAGAUAGCCCGGGUCAUUGUCUACUUUGUUGCUAUGAUUUAUAUGUUUCUGGGUGUCUCGAUCAUUGCUGAUCGAUUUAUGGCUGCAAUUGAGGUCAUCACCUCGCAAGAAAGGGAAAUCAUUAUCAAGCGGCCGAAUGGAGAAACUUCCACAACUACAAUUCGUGUGUGGAAUGAGACUGUUUCAAAUUUAACCCUCAUGGCCCUGGGGUCUUCAGCUCCUGAAAUAAUGUUGUCAGUGAUUGAAAUCUGCGGCCAUGGUUUCAAGGCCGGAGAUCUUGGACCAUCCACAAUUGUAGGGAGUGCUGCCUUCAACAUGUUUGUCAUCAUAGCCAUUUGUGUUUCAGUUAUCCCCGAAGGAGAAACUCGCAAAAUCAAACAUUUGCGUGUAUUUUUUAUAACUGCUGCCUGGAGCAUCUUUGCUUACAUUUGGCUCUACAUGAUACUGGCUGUGUUUUCUCCCAAUGUCGUACAGAUAUGGGAAGGCCUCCUCACUUUAGCAUUUUUCCCCAUUUGUGUCAUUUUGGCAUGGGUGGCUGACCGCCGCCUGCUCUUUUACAAGUUCAUGCACAAAAAGUACCGGACUGACAAGCAUCGGGGGGUUAUCAUUGAGACAGAAGGGGAUAGGCCCAAAGGGAUAGAGAUGGAUGGGAAGUUGGUCAAUUCCCAUUUCCUGGAUGGUGGCGCAGGGAAUCUCAUAGGUCUUAUGGAUGGAAAAGAGGUAGACGAGUCUCGACGGGAUAUGAUACGCAUCUUGAAAGAUCUAAAGCAGAGACACCCAGAGAAAGAGCUGGAUCAACUAGUGGAAAUGGCCAACUAUUAUGCUCUCUCUCAUCAGCAAAAGAGCAGAGCCUUUUAUCGAAUCCAGGCCACUCGGAUGAUGACUGGAGCAGGCAACAUCCUAAAGAAACAUGCUGCAGAGCAAGCAAAGAAGAGUAAUAGUGUGCAAGAGGUGAGGAUUGAUGAGCCAGAGGAAUUUGUGUCUAAGAUCUGUUUUGAACCAUUUUCAUACCAAUGCCUAGAAAAUUGUGGGGCAGCGGUGUUGACUAUUGUACGAAAGGGAGGCGAUGUUUCAAACACGCUUUACGUGGAUUACAAAACAGAGGAUGGUUCAGCCAAUGCAGGGGCUGAUUAUGAGUUUACAGAGGGCACAGUUGUAUUUAAGCCAGGUGAGACACAGAAAGAAAUCAGCAUUGGGAUCAUUGAUGAUGACAUCUUUGAGGAAGAUGAGCACUUCUUUGUACGGCUCAGCAAUGUGCGGGUGAUGGAGACAGACGAAUUGCUAUCAGCUAACAACCUGCCUUACCCUAAGGCCAUUUUGGGCGUUCCCUCAGUUGCUACAGUAACCAUCCUAGAUGAUGACCAUGCUGGCAUCUUUACCUUUGAAAGUGACAUUGUGCAUGUGAGUGAGAGCAUUGGCGUGAUGGAGGUCAAAGUAUUGAGGACCUCUGGAGCAAGAGGCACUGUCAUUGUCCCAUACCGCACAGUGGAAGGCUUAGCUAAAGGAGGUGGAGAGGAUUUUGAGGAUACUUAUGGCGAGCUGGAAUUCAGAAAUGAUGAGACCUGCAAAACAAUUCAGGUGAAAGUUGUUGAUGAUGAGGAGUAUGAAAAGAACAAGAACUUCUUCAUCGAGCUGGCUGAACCCCGAAUGGUGGACAUGAGUUUGCAAAAAGGAAGACCAUUAUGGUUAAAAUAAUAGAUGCAGAAGAGUACGAAAAACGAGAAAAUUUCUUCAUUGUGCUUGGUGAACCAACAUGGCUGAGACGAGGAAUAUCAGGUCUGAGGGGGCG
Erpetoichthys calabaricus (reedfish) is the source of this 2450-nucleotide messenger RNA. RefSeq names its product sodium/calcium exchanger 3-like. Bases 452 to 2356 code for a protein of 634 amino acids. Gene Ontology annotation, molecular function: calcium:sodium antiporter activity. Lineage: Eukaryota; Metazoa; Chordata; Cladistia; Polypteriformes; Polypteridae. Gene Ontology annotation, cellular component: postsynapse; sarcolemma; axon. Gene Ontology annotation, biological process: cell communication; sodium ion transmembrane transport; calcium ion import across plasma membrane. The record is from RefSeq and is a predicted model, not a curated record. The transcript is spliced from 4 exons.